This is a messenger RNA of Drechmeria coniospora, 678 nucleotides long. RefSeq lists its product as uncharacterized. NCBI's taxonomy places the organism in Eukaryota, Fungi, Ascomycota, Sordariomycetes, Hypocreales, Ophiocordycipitaceae. The transcript has a single exon. The record is from RefSeq and is a predicted model, not a curated record. The coding region runs from base 1 to 678 and encodes 225 amino acids.
AUGCGGUGCAGCCUUCGGCCUCUCCCACCCGAUGCCGCCUGCGGCCUGCGGUGGACACCUGUGCCGCCGCCGCACCGCGCUCCGUCGGUAGGCCCGUACUGUAGCUGUGCUGUCGCCUCAAGUUCAGGGUGCGCCGAGCCGGCACCGAGGUGGGACCGCAGUAGGGGCACGUCACGGAAUUCGCCUCCGCUUCCCUCGCCUGGUAAUCCAUCACGGUCCUCUCCGGCAGGGGAGCCGCUGCGAAGCAGACGCGAGGGACGGCCUGCUCGGUUCCCUGCACGCCGUGGCGGCCGUCUCUCGGCACGACGGUGCCGAUGCGAGCAGUCGUCGGGCCACGCUCAACCGACGAAAUAUCAAGCGGCGGCUGCUGCCGAAUUGGUGCCUGCUCAGCCAAGGUACCAGGCGUGGAGCCGGAAGCUAUUCGCUGGCGCUCGCGUGGCCACGUACGGCGGCGCCGCCAUGCUUGUCCCUCCGCCGCAAGGGCAGGGCGCCGUGACCUGGGCAGGGCGCCGUGACCUAGGCAAGACACCGUCCCAGCAUGCGCAGCACAAGCACGGCGUGCGAUGCGUGCGUGCCGACGAGCCUGCUCCCGCACACGUUCCUCGCACGCCGGGCAAUCAUGGCAUGCGCACUCGCCGCACCUACUUUGCCUUGCGGUCGCCCGACCUCGCAUCGUGA